AUGUUGCUGAAGCUGCAACUAUUGUACACCCACACACCCAUCCUCUCAAACGCAAACGCGGUUCUCCUGUCAGAGAAGGCUGAGCAAGUUACCCCCACAAGCAGAAAACAGAGACUCCCUCUUCAUAAUGGAACCUGCACGGUUAAGCCAGACACCCAUUUAAAGAAAUGCCGUCCGGUGAAGAAUCCAGAAGAGGGUGUUGCCAAAAAUAGCAAACCGGAGAAGACGCACACCAAGUGUUCGAUGAAACGCGUCUCUUACGGUGGAUGCAUUCCCGCGAUUUUAGAAGCCUUGGAUGCGGUUCUUGACUUGGAUGAGGCUCUUGGGCCGUGGGAAGACAGGCUCAACAACAAGGAGAGGAGCAUUAUUUUGAAGGAGCAGUUGAAGUGGAGUAGAGCUUUAGAGAUUUUUGAGUGGUUUAACCAGAAAGGUCAUGAACUGAACGUGAUUCAUUACAACAUCAUGCUGAGGAGCCUCGGUAGGGCACGCCAGUGGAUACGCGUGGAGAAUUUGUGGGAUGAGAUGAAUGCCAGAGGCAUUGUUGCCACCAGUUCUACUUAUGGAACUUUGAUUGAUGUUUAUAGCAAAGGAGGGCGCAGAGACGAGGCGCUUUUUUGGCUUGACAUGAUGUUGGGAAAUGGGGUGGAGCCUGAUGAGGUGACUAUGGUGAUUGUUGUUCAGUUAUAUAAGAAAGCAGGAGAGUUUAAAAAAGCCGAGGAAUUUUUCAAAAAGUGGUCUUCCGGUAAACCUUUGAGGAGCAAAAGCAAACCGUUGAGAAGAAAUGAUGAAGUGGUGGAUACUCGGGAAUUGGAUGAGAGGGUGCCGUGUGCUAAUGUCUCAUUCAGCUUCCAUACUUACAAUACCUUGAUUGAUACAUAUGGAAAGGCUGGUCAACUUAAAGAGGCAUCGGAGACUUUCAUGGAGAUGCUUAAACAAGGUGUGGCACCUACCACAGUUACAUUUAAUACGAUGAUUCACAUUUGUGGAAACCAUGGACAAUUAGAGGAAAUGAGUUUGCUUGUCCAAAAAAUGGAAGAGCUUCGAUGUUCGCCUAACACAAGAACGUAUAAUAUUCUUAUCUCUCUGUAUGCUAAGCAUAAUGAUAUAGAUAUGGCAACAAAGUAUUUUGAAACAAUGAAGGCGGCUCAUCUGGAACCCGAUCUUGUGAGCUACCGUACUCUCUUGUAUGCAUACUCGAUAAGGAAAUUGGUUCGUGAAGCAGAAGAGCUUAUAAGAGAGAUGGAUGAGAGGGGUCUUGAAAUUGACCAAUAUACCCAGUCUGUGUUGACUAGGAUGUACAUAGAAGCAGGAAUGCUUGACAGGUCUUUGCUAUGGUUUCUGAGGUUUCACAUAACUGGCAAUAUGACAUCUGAGUGCUACGCUGCAAACAUUGAUGCGUAUGGGGAGCAUGGGCAUACUUUGGAAGCUGAGAAAGUCUUCAUUUUGUGCCAAGAACGGAAGAAUCUCAGUGUCCUUGAGUUCAAUGUGAUGAUUAAAGCCUAUGGCUUAGGGAAAUGCUAUGAGAAAGCAUGUCAGUUGUUUGACAGUAUGGAGAAAUAUGGUGUAGUUGCAGACAGAUGCAGCUAUACUUCUCUGUUACAAAUUUUGGUGAGCGCUGACCAGCCAAAUAUUGCCAAAACUUAUCUGAAAAAAAUGCAAGAGGUAGGACUAGUAAGUGAUUGCAUCCUAUACUGUGCUGUGAUUUCUAGCUUCGCAAAAUUAGGCCAAUUGGAAAUGGCUGAAGAUUUAUACAGGGAAAUGAUUAACCAUGGUGUUCAGCCUGAUGUUAUAGUUUAUGGCAUAUUGAUCAAUGUUUUCUCUGACGUAGGAAGGGUUAAAGAAGCCAUCAGUUAUGUUGAUGAAAUGAACAAAGCUGGCUUGCCAGGGAAUACAGUUAUUUAUAAUUCUCUGAUCAAGUUGUAUGCAAAAGUUGACAAUCUCGAAAGAGCACAAGAAGCAUACAAGUUGCUCCAAUUAUCAGAAGAAGCUCCUACUGUAUAUUCUUCAAACUGUAUGAUUGAUCUUUAUGUUAAGCGAUCUAUGGUUGACGAAGCAAAAGAGAUAUUUGAGACCUUAAAGGAAACUGGAGCUGCAAAUGAAUUUACGUUUGCGAUGAUGCUGUGUUUGUAUAAGAAAAGUGAGAUGUUUGAUGAAGCCAUUCAAGUUGCAAAGCAGAUAAGAAAAUUGGGAAACUUGACAGGUUUAAGUUAUAAUAAUGUGCUUGAUGUGUAUGCGAUUGCUGGCAGACCCAAAGAAGCAAUGGAGACUUUCAAGGAAAUGUUAAGAGCUUCCAUUCAAGUUGAUAAUUAUAGUUUUAGAUCGCUUGGAAAUCUUUUGCUGAGAUAUGGGGUAUCAAGGCAGGCUGUUGGCAAAUUACAAGUGUUGGUGAAAAAGGGUGCUUCCAACGGUUUGCUGGCGUGGAUGUCAGCACUUUCAAGUGUUCUUGAAGUUGAUGAUUAUGAUCCUGACUAG
Molecule: messenger RNA, 2472 nt
Organism: Sphenostylis stenocarpa
Lineage: Eukaryota; Viridiplantae; Streptophyta; Magnoliopsida; Fabales; Fabaceae
Source: the annotation of a GenBank genome assembly